This is a messenger RNA of Harpegnathos saltator (Jerdon's jumping ant), 2821 nucleotides long. It is a transcript of the gene Rab6, whose product is annotated as RAS oncogene family member Rab6. Lineage: Eukaryota; Metazoa; Arthropoda; Insecta; Hymenoptera; Formicidae. Bases 271 to 900 code for a protein of 209 amino acids. The transcript is spliced from 6 exons. The record is from RefSeq and is a predicted model, not a curated record. Gene Ontology annotation, molecular function: GTPase activity; GTP binding.
ACGUCACUUCCCAGUUAAACGUGGCCGCCUCGCAAGCUAGGAGUGGCAAGCAAGCGAGUGUCGCGAGCUGUCAAGCGCGGCCUCCGUUCACAGCCUGUGGUAGAGAGACAGUUUGACGAAGAGUUUAAUCUCAGCCGGCACAGCUGGUCGCUUAAAUGACUCGACGGAACGGCCGUUGAGAGAGCGCGUAAUCGAUCGUUCGAGUUGUGUUUUUACCCGGACCCGCCGGUCAGGCGCCGCGAGACAGUCACCUCAGGCUGAGAGAAAAACAUGUCGUCCUCGGGCGAUUUCGGCAACCCGUUGCGGAAGUUCAAGCUCGUCUUUCUCGGCGAGCAAAGCGUCGGGAAGACCUCUCUUAUUACACGGUUUAUGUAUGACAGCUUUGACAACACAUACCAGGCUACGAUAGGUAUAGACUUCUUAAGCAAAACUAUGUAUCUCGAGGAUAGAACCGUGAGAUUACAGCUAUGGGACACAGCGGGGCAAGAACGGUUCCGCUCUCUGAUACCUAGUUACAUCAGAGAUUCGACAGUCGCGGUGGUUGUUUACGAUAUUACUAACGCCAACUCGUUUCACCAAACAUCCAAGUGGAUAGACGAUGUGCGGACUGAAAGAGGAAGUGAUGUGAUAAUUAUGCUAGUGGGCAAUAAAACAGAUUUGAGUGACAAGAGGCAAGUCUCGACGGAGGAGGGCGAGCGGAAAGCGAAGGAACUAAAUGUGAUGUUUAUCGAAACUAGUGCUAAGGCUGGCUACAAUGUUAAACAGCUGUUUAGAAGAGUAGCGGCGGCUUUGCCGGGUAUGGACUCCACCGAAAACAAGCCUCCCGAAGACAUGCAAGAGGUAGUGCUCAAGGACACGCCAAUCGAACUGAAAGCCUCGGAGAGCAGUUGUGCAUGCUAAGUCGUCGUCGGCCUGACGGUAGCAGGGUAUCGAAUCGAAAGAAGCAUUUGAUAAAGCUCGCGAAUGGGGCCCGAACCGUCUCAGAACAGCCUUUGGACCGGUUUGGUGCAUUCAUUUCGAGUGCGAUUAACCGAUUUAUCCGCGGAAAAUUUCCAAGGGGGCUUCUCUCGAUUUUUUCAGUAAGAACUUUAUUCAGUGUAAAUGAUAAUAUAUUAAUAUUAAAUGACGAUGCUAGCAGUAAUAUCAAUUUAUUAUUAUUUACUCGUGGAGAGAAAAGCAGAAUUAUAUUUUCGGAAGAUCGGCACGGAAGGGGCGGUCCUUGGAAAUUUUCGGACGGUACACGCAUAUUUACUUAUAUAUCUCGUAUUAAUAAUAUUAAUAAUAUUAAUUUAUUCAUUCGCGCCUCGCCCCCGGAGCAUAAAGCGAUGUAAUUCUAUUUCCGUUCGAUGCCCUGAUCGGUAGACAAGACACACUGAGCUAAGUUAACUUAUAAGUUAAUGACCUAGGUCGUAUAUAGGAUACCGAUUGCAUUCGGCCUGUGCCCCUCGCGAGGCCUAAGGGACCACGCGGGGGGUCACCGCGCGCACUGAGCAGCAACGAUUUCUUAUUAAAACGAGAAAAAAAAGUACAGCUUCACACAGUAGCUUUUAAGACUGCUUUUACACAAUGACGUGUUUCCGUAUGUUAGCCGACUCGUAGAAAGAGCUGUUAACCCUCUCAGCCCUGAAUCUUGAGGCCUCUUAGACCUUUCAGCCGUAAAUGUGACCUCUUUCGAAAGUACGGGCGUCCUUUUUAGGAGCUCGCGAAAAGCCGGAGAUUGAGAGUCGGCCUGCGAAUUAGAAGCGAAUUAAGGAGUUGUUGUAGAAAGCUUGACAUUCUAUCGUAAAAAUGAUCGCGCCGGGCGAAAUCAUCCGACGAUUGAAAUUAACAGCGUGCAACGACUGCAAUUGUUUAAAAACGAUGACUCGUAAUUUUUAUUAUUUAGAUUUAUCGAGAUAACGAUUGGAACAUUCAUCGUAUCUCUUAAUUCUCGUAUGCUAUAAAUCGCGCUAUAAAUAUAAAACAAAUUACGCUAUGAAUAUUUUGGGCAUUUCUUUUGGGUGAGAAAUUUUCUAGCUUGACCAGGACUUUCCUCCUCUUCGUAUGGUGUGAGUCAGAGCUACGAGGGUUAAGACGGCCUUUAUGAAUGUCUCAGAGUUCACCUAAGUCUAUCUCGCUUGCUAAUAUUGUUUAAUUGAUCUAUAUUAUUUUUUUUUACGCAUACAGGUAAAUAUACGUCGAUAGUUGCUCAAACUCACGUUAUGAUUGAUCGGAUGAUAGAGUCUGCCAGUCUUUUGCGUCUCUCAUUUAUCGCAAUUUUCAAGAACGAAUUAUUAUUAAUUAUCCUAUUUGCAAUACACGAGAGAAAUAUAUAUGAUACGUUGCUGCAUUUGAAUCCACGAUAUUUCGACGCUAUUGAAUUGGUUCGAAGUCUACGAAUAGUAGAAUAUACGCGUUGCGUAAAUGCAGUCACGUCGACAUAAUUAUCUCAAUAAUAAAUUACCUUAGACUCUUUUAAUUGUAAUGAAUUAAGCUCUAAAGGCUGAUAGUGCAGAUUCUUACUCUAUCGGACGUUGUAGAAAAAAAAAAGUAAUAAAAAAGAAAAAAAGAAAGAAGCCCCGACGCGCAAUAUGUUAACUAUCGCUGAACGAAACUUGAAGUACAUACAUAUAUAAAUCGAAGGCGAAAGAGAAUUUGGAAACAAUUUUUCUACGGUAUUUGUGGAUAAUUAGCAGCUAACUAUAUCUUUUUCCUACGAAUACUUUAAGAGUACAAUAAUAUAAACAAUCCUGUACAGUCCUGAACUUAAACGUGUAAUAAUCAAACCAUUGCAUAUUUUCUUUUCGUCGAGACCUUACUCGUGCAUUCAUUUUUUUUUUUU